AUGGUGGCUUGGGAGCAGUUUAAAACGACCCAUGACAGAGGAUCAGUGGCAGAGCAAUUGGGUAGUAAUCGAGCUGAACAAAUCAGAAAGAAUAAGCAUUACAUCAAGAGUAUUGCUGAAAUCCUCCUGCUAUGUAGCAAGCAGGAAAUAAGCUUCAGGGGUCAUGACGAAACAGAAAGUUCCUUAAAUAAAGGUAAUUUUUUGGAAAUUUUAAAUUUGCUGAGUAAGCAUGACCCAGCUGUGAAUGAAAGGCUUUCUCAUGGUCCAAGGAAUGCCAAAUAUACAUCCCACAUGAUCCAGAACAACAUCAUUGCUGUCAUGGCUACUCUGGUAAGGAAGAACAUCUGCAUUUCCAUACAGAAGGCAGGGUUUUAUUCACUAAUGGUUGAUGAAACUAAAGAUCUUAGUAAACAGGAGCAGAUUUCAUUCGUAGUCCGUUAUGUAGAUGGUGAUACAAAACCAGCUGCAAUUAAAGAGCGAUUUCUAACCUUUUAUCCAGCUGCUAGCCUUGAUGCAGAAUCUCUUACUCAGUAUAUUGUUAAUACACUGAGCAAUUAUAACCUUGACCCUCAGCUAAUGGUAUCACAGGGAUAUGAUGGAGCUGCUGUGAUGAGCGGUCAUUGUUCUGGAGUGCAGCAACGUGUGAGACAAGUAGCACCACAUGCAAUAUAUGUGCAUUGUUACGCACAUAUCCUGAAUCUGGUCCUUGUGGACUGUGUGAAAAACAACUCUUUUGCUUCUGAGUUCUUUUCCUUGCUUCAGUCAUUAUAUGUUCUACUGUCCACCAGUAAAGCCCAUGUUGUCUUCAUUGACAAGCAAAAGGAGCUUUAUCCUAAUAAACCAACUAAAGAACUCAAACGACUGUCAGACACACGUUGGGCCUGCUGUUCUCUAACCCUUGAUGUCAUUGCUGGUACCUAUGACUGCAUCAUAGCUACUUUGGACAACAUCGGUGAAGAUAGAGACAAAGCAAAAGCCAUAGAAGCAGCAGGUCUUCUUCACCCAGUUCACAGCUUUAAGUUUCUUGCUUGUUUAAUAAUUUUUCAGAGACUUAUGAAUAUCACCAAGUCUUUAUCAGAUCAGCUUCAGAGUAGAACAGUUGAUUCAGUGCAUGCUGCUGGGUUGGUUUCUUCAACUACUCACACUUUGAAGGAUUUUCGAAGUGACAGUGUCUGGGACCACACAUAUAAGUACAUUUGUGAUGUUGCGUCAUUAAAUGGCAUUGAAGAAGACACAGUAAAUAGUAGACAACGAAAAUGA
This is a messenger RNA of Amphimedon queenslandica, 1260 nucleotides long. RefSeq names its product zinc finger MYM-type protein 1-like. The transcript has a single exon. NCBI's taxonomy places the organism in Eukaryota, Metazoa, Porifera, Demospongiae, Haplosclerida, Niphatidae. The record is from RefSeq and is a predicted model, not a curated record. Bases 1 to 1260 code for a protein of 419 amino acids.